This is a messenger RNA of Trichomonas vaginalis G3, 1575 nucleotides long. RefSeq lists its product as uncharacterized. The transcript has a single exon. The record is from RefSeq and is a predicted model, not a curated record. NCBI's taxonomy places the organism in Eukaryota, Parabasalia, Trichomonadida, Trichomonadidae. The coding region runs from base 1 to 1575 and encodes 524 amino acids.
AUGUCUGAUUUGUUUGAAGAAGAAAAUGAAUCGAUUUUUAAAGCAAAAUCAAAACCAAUAGAAGCUAAGCCAGUUCAAAAACCAGUAACUGUAGCUGCUCCUGAUGGAAAUUUACAAAUCCUUCCAGUAGCUGUUUUUCGAAUUGACCCAAACACUCAACAACCAGCAAGACUUGGAAUGGCAACAAUUCUGUUUUCAAGAAAGAAUACUCUGAUUGCUGCUUUUUUGAUUGCAGGAAACAAACAAGCAAUUGCACAAUUUGUGUGUAACGAAAAUAUAUCAUGGACAUUGCAAAACUCAGUAUAUGUAUACGUCUAUGAUACCAGGAAUAUGCAGUGGCUUCUACAAUUUAGAAAUCCGCAAGAAGCGAUUAAUGCCACUGUCUUAGCACUAUUUCAGAAGACUUCGAAAGAAAAUUUUGUUACUGUAUUUCAGUCACAAGCGAAUGAAACUAAUGAUUUGAAAUUUAAUUUAAUAACUUACGAUUUAUCAAAGAAUGAAGUAAAAAACCCAUCCACCGAAGAAAACGAACAAACAUACAAAUCAAAAUUACCAGAUAAUGCUGUAAAAAAGCCAGGAUCACAAUAUCUUUUCUUAAAAUCUCAAUAUGAAAUUUCAUUUUUAAAUUAUGCAACAGAACAAACACAACAAGAGCAGAAAGUUGAAGAAACAAUGAAUACAGAAACAAAACAACCAGAUAAUGCACAAAAUAUCGAAAAACAACCUGAAAAUCAAAAAGAACCAGAAAUAGAAGAAGAAGAGGUUGAAGAGAUUAUAAUUACAGAUAAUACAACUGUUGCUGAUUUAAUGAAUACGUUUGAUGAGCGAUAUGAAGAGAUAUUAAGAAAAUUAAAUAAUAUACCAACACAUUCAAACAAAAUUACACCUAAAUUGAUGGAUCCCAAUGAAGCAAUUCAGAAAUUAUCAGAAUUAAUACAGAUUUCAGAGCGGAAAGACCAAAAAUUAAAAGAAUUACAGAAAAGAAUUGAUUCUUUCCAAGAAACAGAGUCGAAUCCCUUCUUCAAUGCCAUUUCCCAGCGCCUUGAAGAGCUUGCUGUUAACGAAGCCCGUCAAGAAAACUGGAAUUCGGAUCUUCAAUACGACAAACGCUUCGAAUCCCAAUUAGAGAAGCAGUCUCAGUCCAUAGAUAAAGAAAUAGAGGCAAAGAUCCAACAAAUCCGAGAACAAAGCAGAAAAGAUUUCGAAAUCCAAAACAAAUCUGCCGUAAAUGAGCUGGAAAGCCUCAAAAAGACCAUCACAGCGAAGGAAGAAGAGAAGAAAGAGCUCAUAAACCAGAUAAAAGCUGUUGCACAAGAUUCUGCGUUAGUAAAAGCAGGAGGAAACGCAGAAGUUGAAAAAUUGAAGGCAGAAAUAUCCAAAAGACUUAAGAUUGCUGUAAAUAACUUGGCUUCGGAUACAAUUGAUGUAAUUGAAUCGAAUUUCAAAUCUGACAGAGAAUAUACACAAAAACAGGUCUUCAAAGCUGUAAUGUAUGCACUUCAGAACUCUGCUGAUAAUAUUCUGAAUCCGGAUGGAGAAGAAGAAGAGGAGGAGGAAGAGGAAGAAGAAAAUUAA